CUCCCUCCCCUCCUCUUCAGAGUUGGUUCAGAGGAAGUCAUGGAGAGGAUCGAUCAUUUCAGCCAUCCACAUCCUUUGGUGCUUGUGGAUCAAGAGCCCGGUGAUCAUGGAAGUCGAAAAGGUUUUUGUUCUGGAUGCAACGAAGCAGUAGAGGGUUAUUGUUAUAAAUGCAGGAAAGCGGCAGAGGAUUAUUGUUCUGGAUGCGAGGAAGAAUUAGAGGGUUCCAGCUACGGUUGUGGUGAGUGUGGAUUUUUCCUUCAUAAGAAAUGUGCUGAGUUACAGAGGAAGAUCAUUAAUCACCCCCUCCACUCCGAGCUCCCUCUUACUCUUCAUUUGGAAGAUUAUGCUCAUAAUAGCUAUUGCACUUCACUUCACCGCACCAUCAAAAUAAUAAGGCAUCCACAUCCACUUUCUCACAUCUAUUGCUUUCAAGAUGAGGAAGCUGGAAGACGUGAAUGCAAUAUUUGUCAUGAUGAAAUAAAUCUGGGAUAUGGGAGUUACUGCUGUUCAGAUUGCAACUAUUUUGCUCAUAUAAAUUGUGCAAUUGAUGAAGUUCUUUUAGAAGAUGAAAGGUUCAAACCAUCAGAUGACUUGAUUGCUAUCUCUCCUGCUUUUCAGGAAAUCAAACCUGGCGAGAUAAAGCAUUUCAGCCAUAGACACAACUUAAUAUUGAGUGAUGAUGGGGUUGAAGAUGGCCAAAGUUGUGAAGGUUGCAUGCGUUCCAUCUCUACUUCAUUUUACUAUUGUGCACAAUGUAAUUUCUUUCUCUGCAAGUGCUGUGUUCAUGGGUUACCCAAGGAGGUGCGUCACUGGAUUUGCAUGCACUUAAGAGAACUCUUUUUCUAUUCCAUCUUUUAUUGUGACUAUUGCGAGUUUUGGAGUAGUGGGUUUGGCUACCAUUAUGGACAAGAGCACUUCCUUUUCUUUGACCACAAAUACAUAGGGAAAUGUUAUGGUUGUGAUGAUUAUGGUUUUAGGGGCAGUUUUAGAUGCGGGGACAAGAAAUGCAAUUUUGCCUUGAAUUAUAGAUGCCUUGUGCUACCAAAAACAGCUUCGUACAAACAUGACAAUCAUGCUCUCAAGCUUACUUAUCGUGAUGAUCAUGAUCUAAGUCAAUGUUGUUGUGACAUAUGUGAAGAAGACAGAGAUCCGAAAUAUUGGUUUUAUCAUUGUAGUGAUUGCAAUGUUUUUGCUCAUCUUGAUUGUGUGCUUAGGGAAUCCCCAUUUGUCAAGCUCGGGAAACCAUUCCAGAUUGAGGGUCAUGAACACCCUGUCACUUUGGUGAAGAUAGAUUUUUACCCCCCUGAAUUCAACUUCUGUUGUGAACCUUGUAGAGAUGAUCUAUCCAUUCAAUGCACAGAGCCAGAUUGCACCUACAUAAUCCAUUCGCAGUGCUACUGGGAGGAUAGAGAUGUUCGGAAUUGGUAUCUUCUACAUACAGACUGAAGAGCUGACACUGGUAUUGUUCUUAUGAUAUUAUGUCUCUUAUUAAGGUACACGAAAAUGAGAUAUCUCAUUUGCACUUCGUUUUGUUUUCAACUGAUUUUUAAGUUUAAUUUAAUCUUCUAGCUGUCGGAUGAUGUGGUCGGACUAUAACUUAUUUGUUUCUACCAAAUAUGUGAUAUGAUUAUUGUUUGAAAUUUGAAUGUAUUGCUUUAAAUAGUUGUUUUUUCUUAUCAAUAAUUCGGUUGUCUCUGUAUUUCAAAUACCAGAAAAACAUUUCUUUCUUCUUUUCUUUUCUGAUUUUGAUGUUUAUUUGUUUCUCUGUGUCCUAUAUAUGCUUUCUUUGAUGGUUCAUAGAUCCUGUACUUGUACUUCUACACACAAAGAAAAUAUUUUAAUAACA
Messenger RNA from Rubroshorea leprosula, 1846 nucleotides. Lineage: Eukaryota; Viridiplantae; Streptophyta; Magnoliopsida; Malvales; Dipterocarpaceae. The record is from the annotation of a GenBank genome assembly.